Elaeis guineensis (African oil palm) is the source of this 423-nucleotide messenger RNA. Lineage: Eukaryota; Viridiplantae; Streptophyta; Magnoliopsida; Arecales; Arecaceae. The record is from RefSeq and is a predicted model, not a curated record.
AUGGAGUUCUUGCUUGCUCUCUUCGCUUACUUAUGUAUCUUCUUAAUCCCAAUAGCUAUACUUUUGUAUGUCAAGGCCACCCGACUGAGCUUGAGGCUACCUCCUGGUCCGAUAAGAUUCCCAUUCAUCGGCAAUCUUCAUCAGUUGGGCGAGCUUCCCCACCGCUCCCUUCGGCUCCUCUCGGAGAAGUAUGGCCCCCUGAUGAGCCUAAAGCUUGGCUGCAUACCAACCAUCAUCAUAUCCUCCUCGGAAAUGGCCUCUGAGAUCUUGAAGACCCAUGAUCUUGUCUUUUGCACUAGGCCUCCCCUCGUCGCCUUCAAAAGAUACUCCUAUGGUGGAUUGGAUAUAGCCUUGUCACCCUACAACGAACAGUGGAGGCAACUAAGGAAGAUUAGCUUGUUAGAAGUUUUUAGUGCAAAGAGG